This is a messenger RNA of Hymenoscyphus albidus, 3241 nucleotides long. The record is from the annotation of a GenBank genome assembly. Lineage: Eukaryota; Fungi; Ascomycota; Leotiomycetes; Helotiales; Helotiaceae.
CUUUGAUCUGCGAAGUGAACAUCAACGACCGACCAACCAACCAACCAACCGAUCACCUCAAUUGCGAAUCUCUGCUCUGUACCAAUCUCGCAGACUCUCUACGUCUAGACUCGUGAUACUGGACCAGCUUCAUCAAGCUUGAGAUAUGCAAUUGUGCUGACUGCGUUCUGCCUUGAGAAGGCGUCGCGUAACCACAUCUAGAAUCGCCUGCAGAGCCAUCCAGUCAUAAGAAAGAUAUUCCCACGAUGGCAUCAAAACGAAAGGCGGCGGCCAUGGCUCCUGCGCCAGAAGAACCCGUGGAUCCAGCUGAUGAAUUGAUGUUUCUAUGUCUAGGUGGAGGUAAUGAGGUCGGCAGAUCGUGUCACAUUAUCCAGUACAAAGGCAAGACAGUCAUGGUAAUUCCCUCUAGUAUGCCAUGCUCCCGAGAAUUUAUUGCUAACAAUCCUUAGCUUGAUGCUGGUAUGCAUGCAGGAUACGAAGGUCUAGCUGCCCUCCCCUUCUAUGACGAUUUCGACCUGAGUACGGUGGAUGUGCUAUUAAUCAGCCAGUAAGCGACUCUCCUUUGUACUUGAUCCGAUGGGCAGGGACGGACUUGAUAUUUCUGCGAUCAGCAUGGGCGUGUCAUCUCACGUUGGGCACAUUUUCUUUUUAUGUUAUUCAACGAAUCUUCAUGUAUACGAGAAAACAAUACAAAUCAUUUUUCUGGAACGAACGAAUCCAUGUCUCGAUUCUGUGAAGAUGUCCUGCGUUUGAGUAUACAGUAUUGUACAUAACUCGCCCCUGCUUUCUUUUGUCGUGUUGGAAUCCCAAGUGCGUAGAAGUAGAUCAAAAACUGGAUGCUGACAUUCCUCAAGUUUUCACGUCGACCAUGCAGCCUCUCUGCCAUACGUUUUGGGAAAGACGAACUUCAAGGGCCGUGUUUUCAUGACCCAUCCUACAAAAGCUAUCUAUAAAUGGCUUGUUUCCGAUAGUAUCAGAGUUUCCGGGGCCAAUUCAACCUCACAACCUCUCUUUACUGAGCAAGACCAUUUGACGACUUUUCCUAUGAUCGAAGCCAUUGAUUAUCAUACCACGCACACGAUAUCCUCGAUCCGAAUAACUCCUUACCCGGCUGGUCACGUUCUCGGUGCUGCUAUGUUUCUUAUUGAGAUCGCUGGUCUGAAAAUAUUCUUUACCGGAGAUUAUUCAAGAGAGCACGAUCGACAUCUGGUCUCUGCUGAAGUUCCAAAAGGUGUGAAAAUCGACGUGUUAAUUACGGAAUCAACAUAUGGAAUUGCCUCGCAUAUUCCCCGACUGGAGAGAGAACAAGCGCUUAUGAAAUCAAUCACCACUACUCUCAAUCGAGGUGGAAGAGUUCUGAUGCCUGUUUUUGCACUUGGUCGAGCACAAGAGCUUCUACUGAUUUUGGACGAAUAUUGGGGUCGGCAUGCAGAGUACCAAAAGGUACCCAUCUACUAUGCUAGUAACCUGGCUCGAAAAUGUAUGCUUGUUUAUCAAACAUAUGUCGGAGCUAUGAACGAUAAUAUCAAACGCCUUUUCCGAGAAAGAAUGGCAGAAGCAGAGGCGUCAGCUGAUACGGCGGGAAAAGGAGGCCCUUGGGAUUUUAAAUACAUCCGAUCGCUCAAGAGUUUGGAUCGAUUUGACGAUGUUGGAAGCUGUGUCAUGCUUGCUAGUCCUGGUAUGUUGCAGAAUGGAGUAAGCAGAGAAUUGCUCGAACGCUGGGCUCCGAGUGAUAAGAAUGCUGUUAUCAUUACUGGUUACAGUGUUGAAGGCACGAUGGCAAAGCAGAUUAUGCAAGAGCCUGAUCAGAUUCAAGCCAUCAUGUCUCGUAAUACAGGUGGUGCACGAAGAGGACCUGGUGCGGGUGAUGGCGAGAAAGUGAUGAUACCUAGGCGAUGCACGAUUCAAGAAUACUCUUUCGCGGCCCAUGUUGACGGGACCGAAAACCGAGAGUUCAUCGAAGAAGUUGCUGCGCCUGUAGUCGUAAGUAAAUCAUCCUGUGACACUCAUCAAUAGGCUAACAAUACCUAGAUCCUCGUACAUGGCGAGCAACAUAACAUGAUGCGUUUGAAAUCCAAACUCCUCUCGCUCAAUGCCGACAAAACAAACAAGGUCAAAGUCUACAGCCCUCGAAACUGCGAAGAACUCAGAAUUCCAUUCAAAGCAGACAAAAUUGCCAAGGUUGUGGGAAAACUUGCUUCUAUUCCACCACCUACGCUGGAUGAAAGUCAGUCUCAACUCAUCACUGGCGUUUUGGUCCAAAACGAUUUCAAGAUGUCUUUGAUGGUGCCGGAGGAUCUUCGAGAAUAUGCUGGUUUGACUACUACCACGAUUACUUGCAAGCAAAGAAUGAAUCUUAGCGCCGCUGGUAUCGAGUUAAUCAAAUGGGCUUUGGAAGGUACAUUUGGAAGUAUCUCCGAGAUUUCUUCCGAAAAAUCGAAGAACGGUACGAAUGGUGAUUCACACAUGAACGGAUCCUCUGGAGAGGCAGAUGAGGAAAUCUCUCGAGAUACUACGGCUUAUUUGGUCAUGGACUGUAUUACCGUUCGCCAUAGCAACAAUGGAGAAGUGGAAUUGGAAUGGGAGGGCAACAUGUUGAACGACGGGAUUGCAGAUGCAAUCAUGGCUGUUCUCUUUUCUGUGGAGAGUAGUCCUGCAGCAGUUAGACGUGAGUUUCCCGAAUACCUUUACCCUUUUACCUUUCUGAAAACGAACUAACACAUCACAGGAUCCUCCCACAAACACUCCCACUCACACUCCCAUUCUCCGGUCCUCCCCUCCCGCAAUCCCCACGCAAACUUGUCGCCAACCGAACGUCUCGAGCGUCUCUUCAUGUUUCUCGAAGCUCAAUUCGGCGCAGAAAACAUCAAUCCUAUCCCAACACCAAAAUCCAUCUCUACACCAUUACCCUCACUUACCGACUCCUCGUCCUCCUCCUCUUCCGAUGAAAAUGAGACCUCCACAAGAGAGAAACAGGAGAAGUGGGAGAUUGAGCGUCUGCAUAAACUCGGUAUUCCUGUUCCCGGUGUAGAGAUCAAAGUUGAUAAGAUGGUUGCCAAGGUCUGGUUGGAGGACUUGGAGGUCGAGUGUUCGAAUCGGGUAUUUGGGGAUCGGGUGAGAGCAGUUGUGGAGAGGGGAGUUGAGGUUACGGCUCCGCUUUGGGGGUGAGGUUCUUUUGGUAUGGGGGAGCCAUGUUCUUGAUGGUGGUGGUUAGUGGCAAUUCUGAGGAUAUACCUGGGGA